This is a messenger RNA of Ornithorhynchus anatinus (platypus), 2468 nucleotides long. Its product is annotated as zinc finger protein 202-like. Bases 221 to 2038 code for a protein of 605 amino acids. Gene Ontology annotation, biological process: regulation of DNA-templated transcription. NCBI's taxonomy places the organism in Eukaryota, Metazoa, Chordata, Mammalia, Monotremata, Ornithorhynchidae. The transcript has 7 exons. The record is from RefSeq and is a predicted model, not a curated record.
AAGGGACCCCGGCCAAUUUGAUGUCUGAGGACGCGGUCGGGUCGGGAGCUGCUCGUCUCCUCCGGUUCCUUCCCCCUCCCUCUCUCCCUCCUAACGACCGAGCGGCUGCCGCCCCGUCCCGUGCCGUCCCGUUCGGAGAAGCCUCCUUCCCGGUGCUCAGCUCCGCGGGGCUCCCAGAGGCGGAUGCCAGCGGGGAUCUGGACGUGAGCCGUCGAGCCAGAUGAUGCCAGCGGCUCUGGGCCCCCGGAUUCCGGGUCCCCGGGGGCCGGAGGGUCCCCCCGUGCUGAAGGUGGAGGAGGCCGGCCCCCCGGCCAGCCCGGAGCCGGUCCCGCGGCGGGCCCCGCGGGUUCCCGAGCGUGGUCCCGAGCGGGGCCCCGAGCGGGGCCCCGAGCUCUGCCGCCUGCUGUUCCAGGGCUUCCGCUACGAGGAGGCCGCGGGCCCGCGCGCGGCCCUGGGGCGUCUGCGGGAGCUGUGCGGCCGCUGGCUGCGGCCCGAGCGGCGCACCAAGGAGCAGAUCGUGGAGCUGCUGGUGCUGGAGCGGUUCCUCAGCGCCCUGCCCGCCCACCUCCAGGCCUGGGUGCGCGACCGGCGGCCCCACAGCGGCGACGAGGCCGUGGCCCUGCUCGAGGCCGCCCAGCCGGAGUCCGGGAGGCCGAGGCAGUGGGUGACGACCCGGGUCCACGGACAGGAAGUGUUGGCGGAGGAGGGGGCGCCCUCGGAGGCCGCCCCGCUGUCCCCGAGCCUGGGGCUGUCGGGACCCCCGGCCCGGGGCCCGGCCAGGGAGGAGGCCGCUGCCUGUGGACCGGACGUGGAGCCGAGAGAGCAGCCGGGCCUCGGCCUCAAAGAGCCUGGGCCGCUACAGGACGGCGCUCCACUUGCUCCCCAGGAGGGGAGCCCUAGGGGCCAGGAGCUGGCAGCUGAACUCCUCCGAGCUGGGUUCCAGGGACUGGUGACAUUCAAAGAUGUAACCAUGAGCAUCUCCCAAGAAGAAUGGGAACAGCUUGACCCCGACCAGGUGGACUUCUAUGGAGAAUACGUCCCUCAGGAGAACUGUGAUUUCGUGGUCUCUUUGGGGUUCUCCAUUCCCAAGCCCCAAAUCUUCUCCCACGAGGACGUCGGGGAAGGAUUUUGGCUUCCGGACCUCCAGCCCUCGGAGGAGAGCGUCAUCCCUAGAGGAUUCUGUGCAGGUGGGAAGCAAGGAGCCGUCGGCGAGAACGAGGCCGACGUGGCGGCCGCUCAGCCGCGCCGGGCACCAGGCGGCCCGGAGGGGGACGUCCCGGGGGACUCCAGCUCGGUUCUUCUCGCCGGGGCCCCGGACACCCAGCCCCUUCUGGGGAGACCCUAUGGGUGCCCGGAGUGUGGCAAAAGGUUCCGUUGGCAGUCGGACCUGGCCAGGCACCACAGGAGCCACACCGGGGAGCGGCCCUACCGCUGCCCCCGCUGCCCCAAGAGCUUCGGCCAGAACUCGCACCUCCGGCGGCACCAGAGAACCCACCCCCCGGAGAGGGCCGGCGAGGGCCAGGCGGGUGGGAGGAGGAGCGGCUGGGGCCUGGACCCCCUCCGCCUCCCGCUGAGAGGCCGCCCGCCCCAGAGGGGCCCCCGCCGCCCCGUCUGCGGGGGGCCCUUCCCCGCGGGGCCUCUCCGCCUCGAGCACAGGAGGUCCGGGGAGCAGCAGGGGAGAAGCUUCCCGCCGCCGAGCCCGGCUCCCCAGCUGCAGCACCGGAGAACGCCGGCUCUCGCCCCCACCGCGGAGAGCUGGCCGGCCCCAGCUCGGGAGUGGGGGAAGAGCCCCCUCUACUCCUGGGGGGAUCGGCCCUCCCCGGGCCGGCCAAGCGGAAAGAGGCUCGAGCACGACUGGCCCCCGGCCAAGCCCCGGCAGGCCGCCGCGGCGGAGAAGGCCUACGCGCGGCCCCUCUGCGGGCCGAGCUUCGGCCCGAGCGUGCCCGUCGGCUCCGUCCCCGCUGGCUUCGCCCGGGAGGGGGACCCCGCCCACGUGAGGGGGAUGGGCGUGGCGUCAGUGGAAAGCGGCCUCUGCUGAAACCCCCGCCGGACCGCCCCCCCCAGCCCGGAGGGAGCGCCCCGUUGAAGCCUCCCCUUGGGGAGGCGACGGGGAAGGAGCGUCCGAGAAUCGCCCUUCCCCACGGGGAGCCGCCGGGCCCCAUUAACGCCACGGCCGGGAAUUCUUUCUCUCUGGGCCACUCUGUCUCGGUUUCCCUCUCCCGGCCCCUUUCCGUCUCGGCCCGGCUCCCUCGCCCACUCCCUGCCGCGAUUCCCUUUGGCUCCAGGCGCUUUCUGACUGGCCUGGUCUCUCUUCCCACCUCCUGGGGGCAGAGCGUCCUGUCCUUCCUACGGGCCGGAUGGCUGGCUGGGCUUUUCCGCGGAGAGGGAGGGACGACGAUUGGGUAUCCGUUUCCCAUUUAUGCCACCUCCUGGGGUGUCACGUGGCCCGCUCCUUGGCGGCAGUGGGC